AGGAAAGGAAAGAGAUUGCGAUCCCCUACUCAGCUGCUGCUUCCCUCUGCUGCUGCUUCCAAAGAAAAAAGGCCUCUUUAAAAAGAAAGGAUCCAUGAGGUUUCGAGCAUCUUAUGACAAGGAGGGCAACAUGGUAAUUAAGCUGUUGGGGGUGAGUUAUGUUGUUUGAUGGGAAUGCUUCUCUUGAUAUUUUUGUUUAGGUGCCUUGAACCCCAACCAGACAGAUUGAUUGAUUUAUUUAAAAAAUCAAAUCAAAUCAAAAUGAAUUGCAAUUACUUUUUUAAAAAAAGAAUAACACAGUUCUAAGAGAUCACUGGGGUUGUUUGGUUUUUUGCACUUGGCUAACCAAGGGCUAGCAGUUGUGUGCUACUUUCUUAAAUAUAAAUUUAAAGUAGGAUUUUACAUGGCACUUGAUUCACUGCUUUCUGCUGCUUUACUGUCUCUGACUUUUUGCAUUUUAUCUUGCUAUGGCGGGGAGCUCCCUGGGAGAGGGGUAAGAAUUUUAUCAAGCUGCUUGUUUGCUUUUUUCUUAGGACAGUGUUGUUUUUAAAUGAUAAGCUGAAAAGCUGAAGGAAGGAGAAAAUAAAUCUCUCCAUCUAACUUCAGCUAAUCUUGACUCAUGAGCUUGACAUUCUCAGCCAUUCACUGCUUCCUGAACGCCACAUAUACAAGCUCCCCUCCCCUCCAUGUCCUCAUUAGUCUACCUCUAGAAUGGGCACAUUUUGCACACUUUUGAAAACCAGCAUCCUUUGCCAAAUUUGCAGCUAAGGCUUCAGAUGGAGAAACUUUCAUUUUCACAUCCAAUUUUGGAGAGUAAUUUUUUUUAAGGUAAGGAUUAAAACAUUGCCAAAUCUUACACAUAUGGGUUACUUCCGCAUUGUUGCUAUUUGUGAAUGAGAUUCAUUAACAUACCAGCAAAUUCAGGUUGUGCUAUUAUAGUUGAUUUGGGAUUCUUGUGCAAAAAACCCUAUUCCCCUACCCAAAAACAGCACACACCCAAACUUUCAUGAUAAGGAAAAUGAUGAUGGUGAAAUUGACUGGGAAAAUCAGAAAACAGGAAGAGAAGAACUUUAAGAAGGAAUGGGAAUCAUUUACAAUGUAUUUAAGUGAACACCGUAAACAACUAAAAACUUUGAGAGGAUUUGAGUAAUGCUUAUAAUGUACUAAAAAUUAUGGUAAAAAUUGACUAUUUAAGAAAAAUAGAGAAAAUAAGAGAAGCAGGUGAAAAACGGCUGAUAGUGGUCACCAUGGAAGGGCAGAGGCGAGUCAAAGGAUUUAAGGAAUCCUAAAUGAUGAUGAUGUUGAUGUUUAAGGCUUGAAUGUAAAGUGGCAAUGUAAAACUUACUAAAAAAUAUUUGACAAAAAAAAAAAGAUAAGGAAAGUGAUGGGAAAAUACACUGGAAAAUGUGGGAUAACAGUUGCUUUGUUGCAAAAUCAUUUUACCUCUGCAUUAAAAAAAAUCAGAACGGAUGCUCAAUAAAUAGCUAAAUUCAUCUGAUCACUCCCUGAAAAAGAAUCAGGAUGAAUGCUCAGUUCAGUGGUACCUCAGGUUACAGACGCUUCAGGUUACAGAUGCUUCAGGUUACAGACUCUGCUAACCCAGAAAUAGUACCUCGGGUUAAGAACUUUGCUUCAGGAUGAGAACAGAAAUCGUGCGGCGGCAGCAGGAGGCCCCAUUAGCUAAAGUGGUGCUUCAGGUUAAGAACAGUUUCAGGUUAAGAACAGACCUCCAGAACGAAUUAAGUUCUGAACCCGAGGUACCACUGUAUACAGAUCAUCUGGAGAUGCCCUUUAAAAAGACAUUGAUAAUUGCAUUUUUGAAAAUUGUGUUAAUAUCCCCCCUCCCUGUGAGCCUCAUGGCUGAGUGGGGAUUUGAACCCUUGUCUCCCAGGUUCAGCACUCUUAAGCACGACACCAUUCUAUUAUCAUAUCUACGAGACACCUCCUACGCCAAAUUCUCUAGGUGUCAUACAAACAAAAAGAGAGUGGAAACCUAACAAUAAAAACCACAAUCAGCUUGAGAUGCAACUGUCAGAAGAAACCCUAGUGCAGGACCUCAGGUGUGAAACUUCUGACUGUGAAAACUGAUUCUUGUCCACUCAGAAAUAAGUCCAACUGAGCUUAGAGGGACUUACUCCAGGGGCAAUUGCAAUCAAAACCAGAAACGUCGACAGCUGGGAAUGUUAUUAACAGUACCAAGGAGGGUUAGAAUAACUUUUGUUGUAAGGGUGUGGUUCCUUCUAUUAUAUAUAGAUUAUAGCAGGUGACGGUAUAUUUUUGGCUGCCGCCGGUAUGUUCUCAUUGAGCUGUGUCAGUGUGCAAUGCUCAGGUUGAGCAAGCUCUGCUUUCCUCUUUAGAUCUCAUGCAUUAAAGUGUUUUUUCCGUACGAUUAAGAUUUUGGGUUUGUUUUUUUAAAGAGUGCCCAUUAGGCAGGACACAAUUGUUAUUAUUAUUUGCCAGGAAGUAGGAACUAAGUAGGACCACGGCUUGAUUCAGAAGAUGCGCCUAAACCUUCCCAUUCUACACAAAGCCUUCUGCUUGCUUUAUGCCAGAAUCAGCCUUCACCAAACUGGUGCCCUCCAGCUGUUUUGGGGCCUCGGCACUUAAUAUAGCCAACGUGUUUCAUUAGAACCACCACUUCCUUCCCGCCUGGCCUUCAGAAAGGCAGCGUUCACUUGAAAUGUGUUAGCAGGCUUCUGUUUAAAAUCUCUGAUCCUCAGAGUCUUGGUUUACAAUGGUGCUGAUUGCUUGUUGCUUUUCCUUAUUGGUUUUUAACCCAAUCCUAUUGUUUUACCUUGUUUUAUUGCGCUUGUGAGCUACUUUGGGGACCUGUAUGGAUGGGAAGGGCUGUAGAUCAGGGAAGGUCGCCGGUUUGAGCCCCGCUAGCCUCUCCAGGUGGGGCCGGAUAUCCAGGAGAGCCUGGUGGACAAUAUUGAGCUACUGCCCGUCAGAGUAAACAGUACUGAGAAGGAUGGGGCCAAUGGUCUGACUUGAUAUAAGCAGCUCUCUAUAGUCCUAACCGGAAAGCAAAUAGCUCAUUAGCUCACUUUGCAUGCAGAAGGUCCUAUUUUCAAUCCUCAGCAUCCCAGCAUCUCUAGGUUGGCUUGGCGAUGCCCCCUACCUGAAAUCCCAGAGAGCAGCUGCCAGUCAGUGUCGCCAAUACUGAGCUCAGGUGAUCAAUGGUCUGAUGGUAUAAGGUGGCUUCUGACAUUCCUAUGAAGUCAAUAGUUUUACAGUUGUUUUUGGAGGCCACCAUUUAGAAUUCAAUUAAAAUGGAAUUCAGUAGAGAUGGAGCCUUUUCUGCAGUGGCUCCCAUCCUCUGGAACUCAUUUCCAAACGCUCUUAUAGCUUUGUAUCACAUUUUAAAGUACUGAUACCUCUUGAGUGAUACCACUACAGUCUAUAUACCACUUUUCAGUCCAAAGAGUCCCUAAAUUAGGGAGGAGCAAAUAAACAAGCCAAACAACCAAAUUCACAAGUUUUUAAAGAAUAUAUACUUUGCAUUGUUGAUUGGGGACCCUGUUAGCUUGCAUAGUCAGCAAUCACAGCAGGCAUGUCCAAAGUCUCUUUUGGGGGGCCCCCGUCCGGUUUUAUCCAGCCUCUGUGGCAGUUUAUUUAUUGGGGUCAAAUCAUAAAAAAAAAAAACUUCAAUCCUAGAAAAAGCUCAAAACCCUGUGUCGGCCUUUGUUCACUACAUCAAAUCUGGCCCUCUUUGAAAAAAGUUUGGGCACCCCUGAAUUAUAGUACAGUGGACACUUGGGUUGCGAAUGUGAUCCAUGCGGGAUGCACGUUCAAAAGCCGCAGCGUUCGCAACCCGCAUCUGCGCAUGCGCGGGCUGUGAUUUGGUCCUCUGCACAUGCGCAAAGCGCGAUUUAGCGCUUCUGUGCAUGCACAACCACCGAAACCUGGAAGUAACCCAUUCUGGUACCUCCAGGUUUCGGCGCGUCCGUAACCCGAGAAAAUGCAACCUGAAGUGGCUGUAACCCAAGCUAUGACUGUAAUCUUAAUGCACAUGGUGGGAGGAGUAAGGAGGAAACACUGUCAUAUUGCUGUGCCAGCAGUUACCUUCUGAGACCCAGGCAUCGUGGUAGAGAGUUGCAGCAAACAGGUCAUGAAGCCCAAAGGAAAAGUGAAAGUGUCAUGUGUUCUGGUGAGCCCCCACCUGAGUGUAGCAAAGUGCUGAAACAGCAGCCACUGUUCAAAAUUGCUGAGACCAGUUGCUUUGCUCCCCUUCCCAGUUGGAGUAGAGCCUGUGUACGAUGCUCACAUGGAGAAGUCCAUUUCCCUAGCCAGUUCUGAUCCUUAUGAAAGGUGUAUUCAGGAAUGAUGUUUUCUUAGUUCUUUUUGCGUGGGUGGAACAUGUUCCUUCCUUCUUUCUGGCUUCCUGCUUGCCUUCCAAUGCUUUGUUGUUGUUGUUUAGUCGUUUAGUCGUGUCCGCCUCUUCGUGACCCCAUGGACCAGAACACGCCAGGCCCUCCUGUCUUCCACUGCCUCCCGCAGUUUGGUCAAACUCAUGCUGGUAGCUUCGAGAACACUGUCCAACCAUCUCGUCCUCUGUCGUCCCCUUCUCCUUGUGCCCUCCAUCGGCGAUCAGCCUUCUUUAUGGUCCAGCUCUUACUUCCAUACAUCACUACUGGGAAAACCAUAGCUUUAACUAUAUGGACUUGGACUGCUAGGUCCGCGACUCUUUCUUUGAUCUAAUAUGUCAGAGGAAGAUGGGCUGAAUGCAGUCAGGAGAAGAUAUGUCAUUUACCCAGACUGAUUGUCUCAUCAAUGCUAUUAAGUAGUUCACACCACUUUCACACAAAAGCCUUUCUCACAAACAGAUGCCAACAACAACAACCAUUACUAAAACUUGAAUUAAUUUACGCUGAUUAAACCAAUUUAUAUGCAAAUUGCUUUAUUUUCAAAUAUUUCAUCCCAUGGAGCCUCUUUUAUUUCCUAUCAAUUCAUAGAAUCAUAGAACUGUAGAGUUGGAAGGGACCCCCAGGGCCAUCUAGUCCAACCCCCUGCAAUGCAGGAAUCCCAACUAAAGAAUCCCUGAUAGAGGACCAUCCAACCUCUGCUUAAGAACAUCCAGUGAAACAGACCCCACCACCUUUGAAAGGAGUUCAUUCCCCUGUUGAGCAGCAAAUGUUGUCUAAAAGUUCUUCCUAGUCGGAAUCUCCUAUUUCUUCCUAGUCGGAAUCUCCUUUCUUGCCAUUUGAACCCACUGGUUCAGACCUACCCUCUGGAGCAGCAGAAAUCAAGCUUGCUCCAUCUUGCACGUGAUGUCCCUUCAGAUAUUUGAUAUUGGAUACUCUAAACACUUCUAUGAUAACUACUGCACUUUCUACACUAAUAAACUGGGUGGUUUGUCCCAGUUAGUCUCGAGCCUAUGGUUUUCACUGCUUCAGAUCUACUCCUUCUUCCACUGAGUUGCUGCUAAACAAAUUAAAACCUUGAUCAGGAGAUCCAGUGAUUGUUAAUGCAUUGGUUCAUCCAUGGUAGGGACUGGCUUUGAUUGGAUCUCCAUAUAUGUAUAGCAUACUUGUAAAGCAAAACACUUUGCUAUAAUCCUUACAACAAUCUUACAGGGUAAAUCAGUGCUAUAUUGCCAUUAGGGAAACUGAGUCCAAGAGUCCAUCUCUAUGUCCCCUCUGGCCACCACAGGAGUGAGUUCACAGCGAGUGCAAAACCUCUGAGGACUUCCUCGUUUGUCACUCAGCAAGCAUGAGGGAUGCACAAGACCCCAUUUUUCAUUGUAACAAACAAAGAAUUUCAACAGUUCAUUGCCCUUUCACAAGGGAAGCUGGAAAGAAGAACCAAAAACUUGUUUCUGCAUGAUUUGGGGGAUUCUUCAAUCUCCACCAUCUUCAUUUUCAAAACUUAGACCAGAUACCAGACGUUAGGAAAGACCCUCCCCUGCGAAGCUUGCAGAGGUUUUGCCAGCCAGUGUGCGAACAAUACUGGACUAGAUGAGCAACCAUAGACUACUGUGGUCUAAGGCAGCUUCUCAUAACUUUCUACACAGAACUUUACAAAAACGGAAGCUUCUUUCUUGGACUUGUUUCCCUGGAGUUGACUCUCCUCUUCUCUUCUCUGUUGCAGCAUUCUAACGCCCACCCUAACUGAAGGACAAGAAAUGAUGACUUUUGAAUUCAGGAGAAUUAAGCACCUGCUUAAUGAGCAAGAGGAUGGUGUCCCCUGCCUGCACAAUGGCCUCCUACUCCAUGAUCACCAUGAAGAGAUUUGCUGGCGCAAUGUUCCUGCUUGGCGCUGUGUUCUUGAACUUGACGUUCCUUGCCCAGCCAUUCCAUAACCCCAGCAGAACUCAAGCACAGAACCAUUCCCUGAUGGUCCUGAUCUGGGACUGGCCUUAUGGCCAUGCCUUAAAUCUCACUGGUGAUCCCUGUGCCACACUUUGCUCCAUCAAGGGCUGCCAGCUGACCUGGAACCGCAACCUGUACAACCAAGCAGAUGUGGUAGUUUUCCACCACUGGGCACUCCAGCACCGCAGAUCGCGCCCCCCUGCAUCUAAGCCCCACCCAGGGCAAAAGUGGGUGUGGCUCUCCCUGGAGUCCCCCACACACAGCAAAGACCUAGCCAGGUGGGAUGGUGUCUUCAACUGGACCAUGACGUUCAGGCAGGACUCUGACAUCUUCAUCCCUUAUGGGGAGCUUGUCGCCCAACCAUCAGAUGAGGUGGACAUCCCAGAGAAAUCUGGCCUUGUGUCAUGGGUCAUCAGCCACUACCACCAUACCCAGCAGAGAGCGCAACUGUACAGGAACCUGUCCAAGUACAUCAAGGUUGAUGUGUAUGGGAGGGCAAACAAGAAGCCUCUCUGCCCAGCCUGCCUACUGCCCACCAUCUCCAAAUACAAGUUCUAUCUGGCCUUUGAGAACUCCGUCCACCGGGACUACAUCACUGAGAAGCUCUGGAGGAACUCCCUCCUGGCUGGAUCCGUGCCUGUGGUCAUGGGGCCUCCCCGAGCCAAUUACCAGCAGUUCAUUCCUGGUGAUGCUUUCAUCCACGUAGACGACUUUGGCUCUGUGAAGGAACUUGCAGACUUCCUGCUCACCAUGAAUGAGAGCCGCUACCAGAGGUUCUUUGAGUGGAAGAGGAGUUUUGCCGUGAAGCUGUAUGAUAGCUGGCCAGAGAGGUUCUGCACCAUCUGCCAGUGUUUCUCCAGCCUGCCCCAAGGGAAGGUCUACCACAGUCUGGAGAAGUGGUUCUGGAGUUAGCAAUCAGGGUGGGCUGAAGUCAGGGGCCUCGCUAGGUGCUUAAGAACCUAAGGACCUAAGAAGAGCCUUUUGGAUUAGGCCAAUGGCCUAUCUAGUCCAGCAAUUGACUAGCAAACUCAGAGGUAACUCAAAGCAAAAGUCUGCAGGAAAAUGGGAUGGUUAUAGAAGAUACAUUCAAAAAUACAAUAAUAGUUUUGACUCCGUGCUAGCGUUCAAGUGACAAAGGAAGUAAAAGGAGGUGGACAACAAUUAAGGAUUUAUUAUGUUUUCUGAAUGUAUUGGAAAAUCUAUACAGAAAGGCUUAUUGUUUUGUGUACAUUCAAUUGUAAGAUAAAAUAUAUGCGUAGGGACUCGACAGGAAGUCAAAACUGAAGAAAAGAUUUUGUAAGAUAAAAGGGGGAGAAAUAUUUAUUUUCAUUAUUAUCACUAUUUUUUGGGUGUGUUUGUGUGGGUGUAUGUUUUGUAUGGAAUGUUUGGGAGGAAAUAAGACGGUAGAUAACAAAUAACAAACAAAAUAUUGAUGUAUGUAAUUUUUAUUUCUCAAUUCUGUUUUGUGGUAGUAUAGUCGUAAUGUUUUUUGUAACAUAAAAUCAUUCAAUAAAAAUUAUUAUUUUUU
Podarcis lilfordi (Lilford's wall lizard) is the source of this 7839-nucleotide messenger RNA. The record is from the annotation of a GenBank genome assembly. Lineage: Eukaryota; Metazoa; Chordata; Lepidosauria; Squamata; Lacertidae.